Messenger RNA from Sebastes umbrosus (honeycomb rockfish), 1557 nucleotides. RefSeq names its product proteasome 20S subunit beta 9a (gene psmb9a). The record is from RefSeq and is a predicted model, not a curated record. Gene Ontology annotation, cellular component: proteasome core complex. The transcript is spliced from 6 exons. NCBI's taxonomy places the organism in Eukaryota, Metazoa, Chordata, Actinopteri, Perciformes, Sebastidae. Gene Ontology annotation, molecular function: threonine-type endopeptidase activity. Bases 514 to 1164 code for a protein of 216 amino acids.
AAAAAGACACUGGAAUAGGAGAGUUUACCCAUUUCCUCCUCAGUAACCCAUUUCUACCUAGUAGUACACCCACUUUAUCAACGACCACUAGGCUACACCAUGGAGUAGCUCAUGUUCAGUAAUACUGAUUUAAGUUUCCUAGGCUAAUUAAAGAAAUAACAUAAUGGAGUUAUUCAUUUAGGUGGUGUUCCGCUUUAAACAGAACAGUCCUCACAGUGAUACGCAGUUUGAAAUCCUCUCUGCUGCUCUCAGUGGCUCAGCUCAGCUCAGAGGAGGGACACACUUCACUUUCAAUUUCGACCUAAUUCAGGAAAACAUGGAGUCCGUCUGAUGAAGGAACAAACGCGUCGAAAACACUUUAUAGAUCCGUGAAGAAGGUUUCAGAACUUUAUAAUAAAGCGUGACCGCUCGACUGAACGAUCCGGUGUCCUCCGGUGUCUCCUUCACGUCCCUUUACGCACAGACGGAGACGGAGACGGUCGGUGCUGUUGUCGGUACUGGAGCUGCAGCAGCAUGUUGGAAGAAACCGGGCCUGAGUGGUUGUCUGAGGAGGUGAAAACUGGAACGACCAUCAUUGCCAUAGAGUUUAAUGGAGGGGUCGUGCUGGGGUCUGAUUCCCGGGUGUCUGCAGGGGCAUCAGUGGUGAACAGGGUGAUGAACAAGCUGUCUCCCCUCCAUGACAAGAUCUACUGUGCUCUGUCCGGCUCUGCAGCAGACGCUCAGACCAUCGCUGAGAUGGUCAACUACCAGCUCGAUGUCCACAGCAUUGAGAUAGACGAGGACCCCCAGGUUCGCUCAGCUGCCACUCUGGUGAGAAACAUCUCCUACAAAUACAAGGAGGAGCUGUCAGCGCAUCUCAUCGUGGCUGGCUGGGACAGGAAGGACAAAGGACAGGUGUUUGCAACCCUGAACGGUCUCCUGACGAGGCAGCCUUUUGCAGUCGGCGGCUCUGGCAGUUCAUAUGUGUACGGGUUCGUCGAUGCAGAGUAUCGUAGGGAUAUGAACAAGGAGGAGUGCCAGCAGUUUGUUGUCAACACUCUCUCUCUGGCGAUGAGCCGCGAUGGCUCCAGUGGUGGCGUGGCCUAUAUCGUCUCCAUUGAUGAACACGGCACGGAGGAGAAAGUCAUUCUAGGAAAUGACUUACCCACCUUCUUUGAUCAGUGAUACAUCAUUUUUUUUAUCUCUAGUUGCAAAGCCACUGUUGUGCACGAUGCAGUUAAGUAUUUGUUUUGCUCACAAUAGUCAUUCUAUACACAUCGGAUCAGCUGUCAACUAAUUCAGCUUGUAAAAUAAAAACAUAUUGGACAAUAAUUUUUCUUUUACUAAUUAUUUGAAUUAAAAAAAAACCUUUGCAUUGCUGUAUGAUUACCAAAACUAUUUCAAGAGUAAUAUCAGGUAGCAUGUUGUGUUUGUGUAAUUUAAAAGCUGCUCACAGCCUCACAUCGUCAAGAUACAGCUGAUCAGGUUGAUGAUGAUGAUUAAGAGACGUUGAAAUAUAACAAAGAGGGAGCUUACAUUAGGUGACCAGAUCAAUAAAGUUGUUGAUUUAUCUGCAAA